CAUCAGUGCCGGGUAGCAUUCACGACUCCACCAUGGCAGGGAUAUUUACUCGCUGUGUCUCCCGAGGCCUUUUUAAGCCUUUCCAGACUCUGAUUCAGCCGAGAGUCCCUGUGAGACAUCUGAACCUGCUGGAGUACCAGAGCAAAGUGCUGCUGGACAACCAUGGGGUCACCGUGCAGAAGUUCCGCAUCUUGGAUACGCAUGAGGCCGCUGGCGAGACUGUUAAAACACUGAAUGCUGCCGAGUAUGUGGUGAAGGCACAGAUCCUAGCUGGUGGUAGAGGAAAGGGCCACUUCGACAAUGGCUUCAAGGGGGGUGUUCAUCUCACCAAAGAGAUAUCAGAGGUGGAGUCCUUAGUGGAGAAAAUGGUGGGCCACAAGCUCAUCACAAAGCAGACGCCAAAAGAAGGAAUCCUGGUAAACAAGGUGAUGGUGGCCGAGUCGGUGGACAUCCUGAGGGAGACCUAUUUUUGCAUUCUGAUGGACAGGGACCACAAUGGACCUGUUUUGAUUGCGAGCCCGGAUGGUGGUAUGGAUAUUGAGGAGGUUGCCGAGAAAACCCCCGAACGUUUGCUUACUCUACCCAUCGACAUCUUUGAGGGUCUGACACGUGACAAGGCCCUCAAAGUGGCCGAAUUCCUCAAAUUUGAAGGAGAUCUCAAAGAAAAAUGUGCCAAGGAAGUGCAAGCGAUUUGGCAGAUGUUCCUGAGUGUUGACGCAACUCAGAUUGAGAUCAACCCCCUAAUAGAGACUCCCCAGGGACAGGUUGUUGCAGUUGACGCCAAAAUUCAGUUUGAUGACAAUGCCGAGUUCAGACAGAAGUCCAUCUUUGCUGAGGAAGACACGAGUGAGAGUGACCCUAGAGAGGUUGAGGCUGCCAGACAUAACCUGACAUACAUUGGUAUGGAUGGAAACAUUGGAUGUCUAGUAAAUGGUGCAGGCUUGGCAAUGGCAACCAUGGACAUUAUCAAACUGUAUGGAGGAUCCCCGGCUAACUUCCUCGACCUUGGAGGCGGAGUGAAGGAGGACCAGGUGGAACAGGCCCUCCGCAUCCUCACUGCAGAUUCAACAGUGAAGGCCCUCUUCAUCAACAUUUUUGGGGGCAUUGUCAACACAGCCACGAUUGCCAAUGGGCUCGUCAAUGUCCUGCGCAACACCCAGAUUGAUAUACCCCUCAUUGUUAGGCUGGAAGGAACAAAUGUAGAUGAGGCCAAACGCAUUCUUGCAGAAUCAGGAUGCAACAUCGAAUCUACAAGUGACUUGGAUGAGGCAGCGAAGAAGGCUGUUGCAUCUAUCAGUUAAAUUGUGUUUCUUUCUAAAUUGCAUCUUAAAAAUCAUCCGUGACAUCCAUUUCAAAAACCAAUGUUGUAGUCCAACUUUAAGAAAGUUGUUAGGAAACAGGCGAUGCAAUUUUGUGUGUGAAAUUUGUUUUUAUGCCAUCUAUAUGCAUAUGAAUAUGCAGAUACUAGGUGUGGAAGUUAUUUGAAAGAGGGUGAAUCAGUGAGAUGGUAAGAGUGAGGAAGAGAGAGAGAGAGAAAAAGAAGAAAAUUGCAUUUUGAUGGUGAGUGAGAGUAUGUGCAUAAACUAUUGUAUGUAUUUGGCAAAUUAUCCAUUUUAUGCACAGAAAUGGUGUACAUGAAUAUGUGCAUUAUACUUCCAAAGUUCAAACAUAUUAGGAGCCAAAAUAAUUGUAAUCUUGAUAGUAGGUAAAUUAAGCAGACCUGACGUAUUUUUAGAAGAGAAUUUAAACACACGAGUUAAAAGCCAAGUGUCAGAGAGCAUAAUAGUGGUCCUUGCGUUCACUUACACCCUCAAUUUAAGGAUCUGUUCCUUGAUUGAUGCUGUUGUGCAUCCCCUGCAGUGCCUUCCACACAGCAUCAGUUUUGCUAACCAAAUGAAUUCAUAUUGCACAAAAUAGAAAUGCUGAUUUAUGAAGGCUGUAACUCCAACAAAGUCCUCUUUGGCUCAUUCCAUUCUUUUUGUGAUUUCCUAACAAUUGUUAAGUAAAGCACAUAAUAUUUUUGUAGACUUUGGGUCCAAGGUUUGCUCAUGGGUGCGGGGAUGUAAAUGUAUAUAUAUAUAUUUGGACUAAACAUCUUUACAUCAUUUGGUGCUAAGAGUUUACCCUCUUUUGUUAAAUAAUGUCAGCAAUGUUAAUGUUAACUGAUUUGUACAAGUUUACUAUAUUAAAUUAAAUUCUUUUUUUUUUACUAUAGAAGAAAUUGUUUAAAAAUAGACAUUGGAGUUUGUAGACAAGUCCUUUUUGGUUAAUGGAAAAGCAAAUGUAUGUGAAUUGCACUUGCUUCAUUGACUUUCCCAUUUCAUUCCACUUUUGCAUAAAUGGAUUGUACAGUUCCUGUUAAUAAACUGAUUUUAUUCUU
This is a messenger RNA of Penaeus vannamei (Pacific white shrimp), 2380 nucleotides long. RefSeq names its product Succinyl-coenzyme A synthetase beta subunit, GDP-forming (gene ScsbetaG). Gene Ontology annotation, biological process: succinyl-CoA metabolic process; tricarboxylic acid cycle. Lineage: Eukaryota; Metazoa; Arthropoda; Malacostraca; Decapoda; Penaeidae. Gene Ontology annotation, cellular component: succinate-CoA ligase complex; mitochondrion. Gene Ontology annotation, molecular function: succinate-CoA ligase (GDP-forming) activity; ATP binding. The record is from RefSeq and is a predicted model, not a curated record.